This is a messenger RNA of Suillus paluster, 805 nucleotides long. RefSeq lists its product as uncharacterized. Bases 170 to 700 code for a protein of 176 amino acids. The record is from RefSeq and is a predicted model, not a curated record. NCBI's taxonomy places the organism in Eukaryota, Fungi, Basidiomycota, Agaricomycetes, Boletales, Suillaceae. The transcript has 6 exons.
GCGUUGUUCAGCGUUUGCGGACAUCCAGGAUCGGUCUCGAAUUGGGACACUGUCUCGAACAAAGACUCUUUCUAAGUAGAGAGGAUCUUAGUUCUCCGUUCAGCCAAUCGUAUGAAUAUCACGACGCUCUGUAGGCCACACCCAGUACUGAACCAGAAUCAGCGACAGCAUGGACAAUUCACCCAUCCCACCACGACCGAUCCACAUAGACUCUUCAAAGCUGCAGAAAGGGCAGCGCGCAGGGGACAAGGUCCCCGGUGAUGACACCACUAAAAACAGAGUACCAGGUGUACCUCGUGGAAGAUACAAAGAAAAAUUUCAAGGCUUGAGGGAACGUUAUGAUCGAGUCUUAGGGUUACACAAAGAGUACGAGAGAGAUCUCGAGCUUGCAAAUGCACGCAUGCGAAAGCUUCAAGCUGAGAACGACUUGCUUCUUGACGCGAUCAAUCUUACAGUUCCGGCAACGCCCUCACUCAUGCAUCUCACACGUCCCUCUCCUACGCUAUAUUCACACCUGGCUCCAGCUCCAGCUCCGCCUCCACCUCACCAUAUGAACGGGCACGGCGUUUCUCAUUCUAAUGGGAGAUAUAGGCCAGUAGAUCCAUAUGACAUCACACCUUCGGAGCGGGAACGGGAGCGGGAACGGGAUCGUGAUUACCGGGAUAUUCCUCCUGAAACGCCAGCGAACGGACGCUUGUGAAUACGAGUCGAAUGCGUGGCCUCGAUCGCGGCCCGUUCAUUAGGCCACUAUUCAGUUACGUUCGUCUUCGUACAUUUUUGUUUGUCCUGCUAUCGUUGUCAUAUG